AUGCCGUGGGCUCACCUUGGGAAGUUGCUUUCGGAUCAAUGUAGUGACGAGGAGGCUGGCACUGGCGACGGUGAGCCUCCCGUUGUUGAGCCUUCGGCUGGCUUGCAGGCUGCCAUUGCCAGUGAGUGUCUUGAUGAGGAGGCUGGCGCUGGCGACGUGGAGCCUCCCGUUGUGGGCCACUGGGCUGGCCUCGAGGCUGCCAUUGCCAGUGAGUGUCUUGACGACGUGGAGGCUGGCGCUGGCGACGAGGGCCGAGCUGGCGUCGAUGUGCCGCCGCGACAUUUGACGCCCAAGGCAUUCCUCAGGCUCGGUAAAGAGAGCUUGGGCGAUGACAGUUGCUUGGCGCCUGACGAUGGUGCUGGCGGGCCAGCUGUCGGUCCAGAUGGUGCCCCGCACGCUGCGGCGGACCUGGCGAUAGUUCCCCUUCCGUUGCCAGACGCUGCCGCUGAGGACCCUGAUGACAUCGGCCCAGUUGAAGAUAUUGUCAUCGCAGGUGCUUCUUUACGUGCGGUGUCUGUGUUAUGGGGACGGGUCCGCCAGUGCGACGCGCGAGAGCUUACGGAUGCAGUCUCCAUGCGGAUUGCCGACCAUUACUUGUCCACGAAACGUUCGCAUGCCAGCUUGAAGGUAGAGGCCGACAUGUUGGGCACGACGCCGUUCAUGUUGUCGUCACGGCGACGGUGUCUUGCCAUGGCAGGCUUGUCGAUUCUGCAUUCAGACGCGAUCAAUGGGAUGCAGCAGGUUAUUUCGAACACGCGCAAAGCUGGAGGAAAGCUGCUUCUCUUUACGGAAUCGUGCCAAUAUGACGAAACGCCCAUGAGGUUGCGCGUCUCCGACGUCGAGUUCAAUGCAGUGUUGAUGGCGAGCUCCACACUUUCGCCUGAAGAGGAGAGGCUCGCGGCAUCACUCCGUGAAGUUUCGCCGCAAAAGAUUUUGGCAACGUUUUGGGUGUUCAGUCUCAUGGUCGAGGUUGAUGGGUAUAUCAAGACGUUUCGCUUCUCUCUGCCAGCGUGGCACCAGAGCAUGACCAGUAAGCAUCCAUAA
Prorocentrum cordatum is the source of this 1044-nucleotide messenger RNA. Lineage: Eukaryota; Dinophyceae; Prorocentrales; Prorocentraceae. The record is from the annotation of a GenBank genome assembly.